CUGGUGAGCCAGCAUCCAGUGGCCCAGAUCCUGCGGGACCAUGUGAUCUUCAAGAUUGUCCCUAUGCUGAAUCCUGAUGGAGUCUACCUGGGCAAUUACAGAUGUUCUCUGAUGGGCUUCGACCUGAACCGCCACUGGCAGGAUCCAUCUCCGUGGGCCCACCCCACGCUCCACGCCGUUAAGCAGCUCAUCGUGCAGAUGAACCAGGACCCGUCGUUCAGCCAGAGGAACGUAACACAUGCAGGCCUGGGAUUUUCCCUCUUUGUUCCUGAUGUUAAUUAUAAGCAGAGCGUCAGGUCGGUGGGAUUACUGAAGAGGGUUAGUUUGGAGUUCUACAUCGAUGUUCAUGCCCACUCCACCAUGCUGAAUGGCUUCAUGUAUGGAAACGUCUUUGAAGAGGAGGAGCGCGUCCAGAGACAGGCUGUCUUCCCCAGGCUGCUGUGCCAAAAUGCUCCAGACUUCUCCUUUUCCAACACAUCUUUUAACCGGGAUGUGGUGAAGGCCGGGACUGGACGACGCUUCCUCGGUGGCCUGCUGGACGACACUUCCUACUGCUACACUCUGGAGGUGUCUUUCUACAGCUAUAUGACAGCCGGCAGCACCGCGCCAGUACCGUACACCGAGGAAACCUACAUGAAGCUGGGCAGAAAUGUGGCUCGCACCUUUCUGGAUUACUACAAACUCAAUAACUUAAUUAAGGACAGCAGACCAACUCACAUUCGAAGCGCUGAGGUGAUGUCCCAUACUGCUGGAGAUGAGAAUGGUGUCAGGAGAGACACAGUGGACAGAACAAAGGAGUAA
Molecule: messenger RNA, 801 nt
Organism: Menidia menidia (Atlantic silverside)
Lineage: Eukaryota; Metazoa; Chordata; Actinopteri; Atheriniformes; Atherinopsidae
Source: the annotation of a GenBank genome assembly